Molecule: messenger RNA, 2076 nt
Organism: Megalobrama amblycephala (Wuchang bream)
Lineage: Eukaryota; Metazoa; Chordata; Actinopteri; Cypriniformes; Xenocyprididae
Gene: myl9b
Product: myosin, light chain 9b, regulatory
Exons: 4
Coding region: 175-696 (173 amino acids)
Biological process (GO): myofibril assembly; platelet aggregation
Cellular component (GO): cytoplasm; stress fiber; myofibril
Molecular function (GO): calcium ion binding
Source: RefSeq, a predicted model, not a curated record
ACAGAGACCUCUGAUUGGCUGAGAGUAAAAUGGGAGGGACGCAUUACUCGAGCUGAUGCUCUGAAGAAACUUUUGUGUCCCGUAAGUCUAACUGUCUCACUCUCCAGCACAAAAACACCGUCCAGUGGACAGCACAAUCUAUCAGCUGUAGGAAAGACCUGAAACACCAUCAACAUGUCGAGCAAGCGAGCGAAGGGGAAAACCACUAAGAAGAGGCCACAGAGAGCCACUUCAAAUGUGUUUGCCAUGUUUGACCAGUCACAGAUCCAAGAGUUCAAAGAGGCCUUCAACAUGAUUGACCAGAACCGAGACGGAUUCAUCGAUAAAGAGGAUCUGCAUGACAUGCUGGCCUCUUUGGGUAAGAACCCGUCUGAUGAUUACCUGGAGGGAAUGAUGAGUGAAGCACCAGGUCCCAUCAACUUCACCAUGUUCCUCACCAUGUUUGGAGAACGGCUCAAUGGAACCGACCCGGAGGACGUGAUAAGGAACGCUUUCGCCUGCUUUGAUGAGGAAGGAUCUGGUUUCAUUCACGAAGACCACCUGCGAGAGCUGCUGACCACUAUGGGAGAUCGUUUCACAGAUGAAGAGGUGGACGAGCUUUUCAGAGAGGCUCCCAUUGACAAAAAGGGAAACUUUAACUAUGGCGAGUUCACCCGGAUUCUCAAACAUGGAGCCAAGGACAAAGACGACAUGUAGACGAUCAGAGCACGUCAGCCACAGCUGGACAGCACAUUACAAACACAUACAUGAGGAACAUCCACUGGUGAAAAACAUGCAACAAAUAUUUGGUGAUCUAUAAAAUAAGUAAUUCUAUCUCUAAACGUAUUCAGUACGAUCAGAUUACAUUGCAAACCAUCUACAAUGCAUAUUUUGUGUUUUUAUAGGGGACUUAUGAAAUAUCUACAGUAUGUUUGAGUAGGUUGAAGCAGCUGUGGCUCGAUCUGUGCAACUCUAUUACAUGGGAGAUGCCAUAAACUUGUUUAGAUGUAGUGCAAAGGAUUCUCAGCAUCUCCUUUUCAUUGAUCGAUAUCAGAGACAUGAUGUGUAUUAAGGCAAGACACUACCAGAAAAAUGGGGUCCAUCUCAAUUAGCUCCCUAGUUCAGUAGUAAGAGCACUGAUCAGGGAGUCAGCAAUUUUAAUUGCUGUCUCAAUCGCAAAAUCUUUCCAGUGCACUGAAAUGUUCAUUCCCUAAAAGUCCCACAAUGCACAGUGAAAACCUGGGAGCAUUGAUGCUCUCCAUGUUCCCUUAACGGAAGGGAUCAUUAUGGUCAUUAUCAGUGCACACGACCUAGGGAGCUGACUGAGACGCACCCAUUGUCUUUUUAGCCACUGGUCAAUUUUGAUGAUCUGUUUUGCUUCCAUAACAUAUUUUUGACUAGUUGAAAGGGAACAUCCAAAAUACAUAUUUAAGUAUAUUACAUUUUUACUGAGAGGCUUGUUCAUAUAUCAUUUGCUGAUUUAAAUUACAUUUUAUUCCUAAAAAACAUGGUGACAGUUUAUUUUAUUUUCUGGAUUAUGACACUAUUUUUGGAUUAAUGGAGUAAUAAAAGAGAAAGCCAAAAUCCCCUCUUACUCUAAUAUGUCAACAAAAUCAAGAAUUUUGAACCUGGCUUUAUACAGUGUUCUGUUCUGGAAAUGUAUAAAAAUGAGCAAAUAUUUAAUUAGAUCAUGCAUAUUUAAACAUAACAUUUUAAUACAAAACUUAAGUUUAUUGUGAUUACUCAACUGGGGAAAGUAUGGCAAUAUAUAUUAGAUAACAUUUUUACCCUAUAUUCACAUGUAGUGCCUUAUACAUUUUGAAGUCAGAUAGAUAUUCAGAUGUUUAUCAUUUUGUAUAUGAAAUAUCUGUCAUCUCCUUUCAAAGCUGUACAUUCUCCAGAAAAAAAAAAAAUUGUUCCUCAGACUUUGGGAUGUGUAGAAUUUUCAGUGGUACUGCAACUUCUAUUUCCCCAUCAAACCUGUGAAUAUCUGGCUUAUAAAAUGUGUGAUUACAUGUGGCAGCUCUCAGACAUGAAGUCAUCCAUCAUACAAACAUGAUGUAUUUUAUACUGAAAUAAAGAUGGUCUCAUACUACA